AUGGCCAAUGAUAAAAAAAAAUGUGUUUUUUGUAAAGGACAUAACGAUAACAUAAUACUUUUCGUGGGUGAUAAACUAAAAAAAUGUCAGCAAGUUUUAAGUGUACGUGUGAAAUAUAAAUUAAAGUACAGUGACAUUGAGCUGCCCACGCAAAUAAAUAAGACAGAUGGAUAUCAUAGACAAUGUUAUAGUAGUUUUACUGCUUUAAUGUCAAAAUACCGUGAUUUAUCAUCAGAAACAGAUUAUGGCAGUAACUCCACUUCACUCACUUUGUCACCGAGUACUCCAGUAGAUAUUAGUGAAACUGUUCCAAGAAACGUAACUCAAAGCUCCUACAUUGAGGUUGCUUCUUCAAGUUUAGACAUUCAGACAAAAUCAGGAGAUUUUGAACUGAAUUUGAACAGUAAAAUAACACCAGAAGAUGUUGCUCCUAGUUCAAAUAACCAGAGCAUAUCAAGACAUCCUGAUUUAGAUUUUAACCGUGAGAUAUCAUCAGAAAAUGCUGCUUCAAAUUUAGAUAGUCAGACAACGUUAGAAGAUGUUGCUUCCAGCUCGACUUGUGAUUUAAGUAUCAAUGAAACUAACGAUUUUAAUGAAAUUCCUGACACUAAUAUUGAAGAUAUUGGAAAAGAACGACAACUCAAAAAUGUUUGCUUUUUUUGUGAUAAAGAUCGUAAACAGAAUAAGGUUGCAGAUAUUAUUGUUCAAAAUGAUAGAGUUUUAGAAGAUAACGAAAGUUCCCAAGAAGAUGACAUGAAUGACACUGACAAAGACAGCGACGAUGAUGAUGAUGAUUAUGAAGAUGCCUCUUUUUUUUGUAACUUUGGUUGA
Messenger RNA from Arctia plantaginis, 831 nucleotides. The record is from the annotation of a GenBank genome assembly. NCBI's taxonomy places the organism in Eukaryota, Metazoa, Arthropoda, Insecta, Lepidoptera, Erebidae.